UUAGUUAGAGUGAAAGGCAGCUGUUGUGUUUGUGUGAUAAGGUGACACAACCGAGUCGAUCCCAAAUCCUUUUCAGACUCAGUUUACCAGCGAAAAGUUGCUAGGAAUGAAAUAUAACGGACUCGGAUGGGAGACAGGUUGACAGCAUCAACUAUGCUACAGAGGGCGGCGUAAUUCAUCCCGACUGCUUUUCACAUCAGUUUACCAGCGCGAAGUCACGAAGAAAUGAAACAUGGCGGACUCGGACGGGAGACGGGUUGACAGCAUCAACCAUGCUACAGAUGGAGAUGUAAUGUUGCAGGAAAUUUCACGGGUGAAGAAUGAGGGUAAGGAUUUGACCAAAGAAGAAAAGCAGCGUCUUAGGAAAGAGAAGAAGCAGCAUAAAAAGAAUAAAAAAGAUGACAAGGGUCCUCCAGAGAAGGAAAAGGAGAAGGAGAAAGCAUCAGUACCAGCUCCGUCAAAACCUGCCACACAGAGCCCAGCACAUAAAGCGGCACCUGCACCUGUAAAUGCGUCUACAUCUGAAUCUCCUGCGGCUGCAGAGAAGCCUGCCAAGAGCAAAGCGGAACUGCGAGCAGAGCGUCGGGCACGGCAAGACUCAGAACGAGCAUCAAAAAAGGGCCAGAAAGAAGGGGGGCAGCAAUCUGCCUCCAGCAAGCCUAAAGCUACCCCUAAUGAGCUUCAGCCAGUAGUGAAAAGGUUACCGGAGCACGUUCAAGUGGACGACCCCGCUGCAUUGAAGAAGUUGGCCAAAAAGCUUGAGAGGCAGCAGGUUCCUUUGAGGUCAGAUUAUGGAUACAAGGUCAGCCUGUUCUCACAUCUACACCAAUACAGCCGGAAAAACCCUCCCACCCAGAAAAUCAGCAUCCCUGCCACAGUUAUUCACCCAUCCAUUGUUCGGUUGGGCCUGCAGUACUCUCAGGGCAUUAUAGCAGGAUCCAAUGCUCGAUCUGUGGCCCUACUACAUGCCUUUAAACAGGUUAUUCAAGACUAUAGCACACCUCCAAAUGAGGAGUUGUCAAGGGACCUUGUGAACAAGCUGUCACCCUAUAUCAGUUUUCUCAGCCAGUGUCGACCGCUUUCGGCCAGCAUGGGCAAUGCCAUCAAAUACAUCAAGAAGGAAAUCUCAAAUAUACCCAGUCAAUGUAAAGAAGAAGAGGCCAAAGGGAAACUGCAGGCAUGCAUUGAUAGUUACAUAAAUGAGAAAAUCAUUUUGGCUUCUGAAGCCAUUUCGAAGUAUGCUAUUGAGAAGAUAAGUAACGGAGAUGUUAUUCUUGUUUAUGGCUGCUCUUCACUUGUCAACCACAUUCUGUGCGAAGCUUUUGAAAAGCAGAGGAAGUUCAGAGUCAUAGUUGUGGACAGUCGGCCCAGACUGGAAGGCAGAGAGGCACUGAGGCGCCUGGUGAAGAAAGGCAUCCGAUGUACUUACGUGCUCAUAUCUGCCUUGUCCUACAUUCUGCCUGAAGUAUCCAAAGUAUUUCUUGGUGCCCAUGCACUCCUUGCUAAUGGAUAUGUGAUGUCACGUGUGGGAACUUCCCAGAUUGCCCUGGUAGCAAAAGCCUACAAUGUACCAGUGCUGGUCUGCUGUGAGACCUACAAGUUCUGUGAACGAGUGCAGACUGACUCUUUUGUAUCCAAUGAAUUAGAUGACCCGGAUGACCUGAUUGUGACCAGAAAUGGGAAGACCCACCUAGAGAACUGGCAGACUGUUAAAUCUCUGGGGCUUCUGAACUUGGUGUAUGACGUGACGCCACCAGACUUUGUGGACCUUGUGAUCACUGACUUGGGCAUGAUUCCCUGCACCUCUGUGCCUGUGGUACUGCGAGUCAAGAACGUAGAUCAGUGAAGAGCAGACGAACACGGUUCUGCUUCCCUCUUGCAUCUGCACAUAAAAGAGUCUGUGCACACGGGGCUUCUGGCACCCAAUAAACAUAUCUAUGAAAAGCUUUUCAAAUAAAGCCACAGUUUUUGUC
Molecule: messenger RNA, 1973 nt
Organism: Onychostoma macrolepis
Lineage: Eukaryota; Metazoa; Chordata; Actinopteri; Cypriniformes; Cyprinidae
Gene: eif2b4
Product: eukaryotic translation initiation factor 2B, subunit 4 delta
Exons: 14
Coding region: 233-1846 (537 amino acids)
Source: RefSeq, a predicted model, not a curated record